AUGGGACACAGUGUACCUCCGCUCAACGACCCUUCGCUGUUCAAGCAGCAGGCCUUUAUCAAUGGCAAAUGGGUUGAUGCAAAGUCGGGCCAGACCUUCGACGUCUAUGACCCGGCAACCCACAAGGCCAUUGGCAAGAUGCCCGAGAUGAGCAGGGAAGACGCUCAACUCGCCAUUGACGCUGCCGCCGCCGCCUUCCCCUCGUUCCGCAAGACAACAGCAAGAGAAAGAUCGAAGAUGCUGCGCAAGUGGUACGACUUGAUGGUUGAGAAUGCCGAAGACAUCGCAAAGCUCAUCACAUGGGAGAAUGGAAAGCCAAUGGCUGAUGCAAAGGGCGAGGCCACAUAUGCUGCAAACUUCUUCGAGUGGUUCAGCGAGGAAGCUCCCAGAGCGUACGGCGAUACCAUCUCCGCCACCGUCGCCGGCAACAGAGUCUUCACCCUCAAGGAGCCUGUCGGUGUUUGCGGUCUGAUUACUCCAUGGAACUUCCCCGCCGCCAUGAUUACCAGAAAGAUUGGCCCUGCUUUGGCUGCCGGCUGUACAGUCGUCGCAAAGUCUCCUGGUGAGACUCCCUUCACGGCCGCCGCUCUGGCUGAGCUCUCAGUUCGCGCUGGAAUUCCUCCUGGUGUCGUCAACAUCAUCACAGCCAUGAAGAACACUCCUGAAGUCGGUGAGGCUAUCACCUCUUCCGAUAUCGUCAAGAAGGUUUCUUUCACUGGCAGCACUGGAGUCGGCAAGCUCCUCAUGAAGCAGUCAGCAGACACCCUCAAGAAGCUGUCUUUCGAGUUGGGUGGCAACGCUCCUUUCAUCGUCUUCGACGACGCCGAUCUUGACGUUGCUGUCAACGGCGCUAUUGCUUCCAAGUUCCGCUCUUCUGGUCAGACUUGCGUUUGUGCCAACCGUCUCUACGUGCAAAGAGGUAUCUACGACAAAUUCGCCGAAGCCUUUGUUGCAAAGGUCAAGGACUUCAAGGUUGGCCACGGCUACGACGAGGGCGUCACUCACGGCCCUCUCAUCCACGACCGUGCCGUCAGUAAGGUCGAGGCUCACGUUCAGGAUGCCGUCAAGCAGGGUGGCAAGGUUCUCAUCGGUGGUCAGAAGCUUCCCGACCUGGGCGACAACUUCUUCCAGCCCACAGUCAUUCGUGACAUGACAUCCGACAUGGCCCUCGCUCACGAGGAGACUUUCGGUCCUGUGGCCGGCUUGUUCCCCUUCGACACUGAGGCUGAGGUCGUGAAGCUUGCCAACGACGCUGAUGUUGGUCUUGCUGGUUACUUCUUCUCGCGUGACAUCCAGCGUGUCUACCGUGUAGCCGAAGCUCUUGAGGUUGGUAUGGUUGGUGUCAACACUGGUCUCAUCAGCGACCCGGCCGCGCCGUUCGGAGGUGUCAAGCAAUCAGGCUUCGGACGCGAGGGUUCAAAGAUUGGUAUCGAUGAGUACAUGGUGACCAAGAUGGUCACUCUGGGUGGCAUGGGCCAACCGCUGCAAGGAGAGUAG
Molecule: messenger RNA, 1497 nt
Organism: Aureobasidium pullulans EXF-150
Lineage: Eukaryota; Fungi; Ascomycota; Dothideomycetes; Dothideales; Saccotheciaceae
Product: succinic semialdehyde dehydrogenase
Exons: 4
Coding region: 1-1497 (498 amino acids)
Biological process (GO): GABA catabolic process
Molecular function (GO): succinate-semialdehyde dehydrogenase (NAD+) activity
Source: RefSeq, a predicted model, not a curated record